CUGCUUCCCAUCGCCAUUGCUGCCCUCUUCUCUUCUUCCUCCCUCCCCCCCUAACUCCUCUGUUCUUCUCACAAUUUUCCUUGUGAAUUUCCUGCCGGUUUCCGGCGCCUUUUAUUUGCUCCUUGCAUCGAGACGUAGACCAAGAGGGAGGUGAGUAAUUGGCGAGCGGUGCGAGAACGAAGACGAGACGACGGCUGCGGCGGCCGGAGGCCAUUUUUGAUGCGUGGCGCCGUUGAGGUCCACGCGAUUGGCAGAGACGUCGCGUCCGCGAGCCCUCUGAGACUCAGAGACCCUCCGGCAUUGGACAUGAUGAGGUACCAAAGGCUAAGCCCGGACUGCCUCCCGCUCGGCAACGGAGGCGGCGGCGGAGGCGCCGUUCCACGGAAGUCGGCGUCGAGAUCCUCCUUCAAGGACGACGACGUCCCGGCCGUGGCAACGGACGGCUCCCGCCUCGCCUCGUACCUCGCUGCCACACCGCACGAGUCCAAGCCGCUUCGCGCCCGCGCGCCGCAGCCGCCGCCUUUAUCAACGUCGGCGGCCGGCCGGAGCCCGGCGCGCGACCACGCGCACCACCACAACUCCGACUCCUCCGACACCACCUCGCCGACCUCCACCGGCGGCGGCGGCGGCGGCGCCGUCGUCGGCGACGUGCUGCUGCAGUGGGGGCACAACAAGCGGUCCCGCUGCCGGCGGGACUCGGCCGCCGCCGCGCCGUCCGCGCAGCGCCGGCAGGCCGGCGUCGGCGGCGGCGUCAAGAUCCAGCGGCGUUCGUCGGCGCCGGCGGCGGAGAAGCUCAUGCCGCCGCCGCCCGCAGCCGGCUCCUACACGCGCGGGUCCAACCUGCGGGCAGCGUCCUCCUUCCCGUCCCGCGCGUCGGCCUCCACCGCCGCCGCCGGAGACGCCCGCCACGGCAGCCACCACCCGCCCCACCACCACAGGUCCGUCGAGGAGCGAUCGGGCGGCGGGCAGAAGCGGUCGUUGCCGGACAAGGCGCACAAGUCCGCCAUGGACGCCAUCCUGCACAUGGAGUCCAAGAACAGCCAUCACCACCACCACGACUCGCCGUUGACUGCCAACGGCGCGGUCGCCGCCGGCGAGAAAUUGGGCGCGGAGCGGUUCGAGCUGCCGCGGAUCUACAUCUCGCUGUCGCGCAAGGAGAAGGAGGACGACUUCCUGGCCAUGAAGGGCACCAAGCUGCCCCAGCGGCCCAAGAAGAGGGCCAAGAACGUGGACAAGACCCUCCAAUUUGUCUUCCCGGGGAUGUGGCUGUCAGAUUUGACGAAAGGCCGGUAUGAGGUGCGGGAGAAGAAAUGCGUGAAGAAGAAGCGAAGAGGGCUGAAAGGGAUGGAGAGCAUGGACAGCGACUCCGAGUGACUGCGAGGCGGUCAAGUGAGACAGCAAAAAGGGGGCAAUAAGAUGGAGACGCAGCCAGCCACGGGUGGAAGCUGGAGGAGGAGAAAGAUCACCGGUAGCUUAGGCAACGGGAGAGAGGCCACGGGAGAGAGGGGGAGGCUUGGUGUUGAGGGUGUAGAAAGAAAUGGGAGAGAAGAUGGGAGGAGACGCUGAGGGCAAAGGGUCGUCGCCGCCGCUCACCUUGAGCCGCUGCUGCCGUCGCCCUGGGAAGCGUCUGGGGAGUGAGUGAGGAAGGUGGUGCUAUACCGGCUGUAUUUUUGGUGGUGAAAGGAGGCGGCUGUCAGGUUUCGUCUUGAGCUUCCAUUUUUUUUUUCUCAACGCGGCCGCGAUGGCAAUUCUGCUGUGAGAUCUGAGCUGCUGUGGGCGGUUUUGUUUGCAAACGUUACACUGAUGCUUGUGCAUAGUUUUUUUUUGAACGAA
Molecule: messenger RNA, 1833 nt
Organism: Setaria italica (foxtail millet)
Lineage: Eukaryota; Viridiplantae; Streptophyta; Magnoliopsida; Poales; Poaceae
Exons: 5
Coding region: 220-1374 (384 amino acids)
Source: RefSeq, a predicted model, not a curated record